UAUGGAUUGCUUCAGUAGAUAUGAAAGCUCUUUGUUAAAUUGUGGAGUAUCUAGAUUUGAUAGAUGUAGCAGUGGUCAGGAGGCAGGAGUCCAUUGCUACCACAAAAUAAAUGAAAUGAUAAGACUUGUGAAUGGAGCUUCAAGCAACGAGGGUCGUGUAGAGGUGUUUAUCAACGGGACCUGGGGUACUGUGUGUGAUGAUGGAUGGGAUGAUAACGAAGCCCUAGUUUUAUGUAGAAGUCUGGGCUAUUCAGGAGAUUAUACGGCCCAGAAAAGUGCCUAUUUUGGACAAGGGUCUGGAACUGCGUGGAUAAGGAGGAUACGAUGUAGAAGAAGGGAAUCGUCCAUCUUUGAUUGUUCAUACUCCGGCAUCUGGAAAACUAAUUGUCGUCGGUACAAGGAUGCUGGUGUUAGAUGCAAAUAAUUUGCUACUACAGAGUUUUAUCUCUGUUAAUCUUCCAAACUGUUAUCAAAUCUUUUUCGUGUAAUUUUUCAGUGAUUGGUUAUGUUCAUUCUGAUGUAGCACUAGAUAAAAACAUAUAUAAUAUACUUAUAUAUACUUUUUUUAAUCACAUAUGUAUUGGCAUCAACAAAUAUUUGAUUAAAUGACUCUUUAAGAUACA
Molecule: messenger RNA, 623 nt
Organism: Saccostrea cuccullata (small rock oyster)
Lineage: Eukaryota; Metazoa; Mollusca; Bivalvia; Ostreida; Ostreidae
Product: neurotrypsin-like
Exons: 3
Coding region: 2-424 (140 amino acids)
Cellular component (GO): membrane
Source: RefSeq, a predicted model, not a curated record